AUGGAGUUGAGAGACGUUUGUGAUUUCAAUGACUUUGUUAGGUUUGACCCCGAGGUAUCACUCUACUAUACUGACAUUCAGUACUGUGAACACGGAGAACGUCUCCAGACAGUGCUUAAGGUAGUUGAAAACCUCGGUGUGAGCUAUGUAAGAAGUGGUGAUACGUACAAAAUUAAGCUGGAGCAGGAAGUUUACCUCUUCUUUUUCUGAAAUCAAUAAUAUCUUCUCUAGGCUUUGGCUGAGGAUGAUUAUGAGGCAAGAAGGAAAGACCAUAUUUCUCAUUUCAUACUACGUCUUGCUUACUGUCAGUCUGAGGAUCUCAGGCGUUGGUUUCUUCAGCAAGAAAUGGACCUCUUUCGAUAUCGGUUCAAUGAAUUGAGUGACGGUUUAAGGCAGAAAUUCCUGGAACAUGUUAACUUAUCAUUUGAAGCUAUGAGUGAAGACCUGAAAAAUGAAUGGGCAAAUGAUCUGUGUGCAUCAACCCCUGGCCUCAAUAUGAAUAAAGUAAAAGAACAAAUGUUCUAUAAGUGGUGCUUUGUUUUGGGUGUUGUUUUGCCCCCCUCCCCCCCCCCCCCCUCCUCCCGUUUGGCCUUCCGUAGACUGUGGCUAUUUAGAGCCAGAAGAGUGUUUAUCAAGGAUGGCUUCGCAUAUGUGCCACUUAAGGACAUCGAUGCAAUUGUUUUGAAUAACUACAGAACAAAGUUAUCUAAAGCAUUGGCGCUGACAGCACGAUCGCUGCCUUCCGUACAGUCUGAUGAGAGACUACAACCUCUGCUUAAUCAUCUCAGCCAUUCUUAUGUUGGUCCAGAUUACAGUGUACAAAAAAACGCUGGAAAAAUUUCUCUAGAACACAUUGAUGCUCUUUCUGUGAAAUCAUUCCCUCUUUGUAUGCGCCAGUUGCACAAAGCCCUGCGGGAGAACCAUCAUCUCCGUCAUGGAGGCCGUAUGCAAUAUGGGCUGUUCUUAAAAGGCAUUGGUUUAACUCUGGAACAGGCACUGGAAUUUUGGAAGAAAGAAUUUAUUAGAGGAAAAGUGGAUGCAGACAAGUUUGACAAAGGAUAUGCUUACAGCAUCCGCCACAACUAUGGGAAAGAAGGAAAGAGAACUGAUUAUACCCCGUACAGCUGCAUGAAGAUUAUCAUGUCCAAUCCACCAAGUCAAGGGGAUUAUCAUGGGUGCCCGUUCCGCCACAGUGAUCCUGAGCUGUUGAAGCAGAAGCUGCAGUCAUACAAGGUGCCUCUAAAUGGAAUAACUCAGAUCCUGGAAUUAGUGAAGGGCAUGCAUUACCAGCUGGCCUGUCAGAAGUACUUUGAGUUGACACAUGAUGUUGACGACAUUGGGUUUUCUUUGAAUCAUCCUAAUCAGUAUUUUGUAGAGAGUCAAAGGUUAUUAAGUGGUGGUAGAGAACUGAAGAAAGAACCGAGUCAUUUAGGAAACUCUCAACAAAAAAAUAGUGGUCAGGAAAGCAUAAAUUCGAACUCUACUCCCACCUCUUCAAAUGCAACAGCUGAUCCAGAACUGGAAGGACUGGAGGCGUACUUCGCUGAAGACUAAGCAGCUUUGCGGAUUUUUCUUUCUUAUUCUUUCCCUUCUCUAGCCAGAUUCUUCCUUAUAAUAAGGAAUAUGCACUUGGAUACCUUGAAAACAGAAGCAUUUAGCGCUUUGAAUAGGCUGAUGAAAAUGACGACAGAUACUGAAGCUG
This is a messenger RNA of Struthio camelus australis, 1702 nucleotides long. The record is from RefSeq and is a predicted model, not a curated record. Lineage: Eukaryota; Metazoa; Chordata; Aves; Struthioniformes; Struthionidae.